Pedinophyceae sp. YPF-701 is the source of this 1467-nucleotide messenger RNA. The record is from the annotation of a GenBank genome assembly. NCBI's taxonomy places the organism in Eukaryota, Viridiplantae, Chlorophyta, Pedinophyceae.
AUGCGCACCGCACCGGAGGCGCUGGCCGGCGUGGCCCGCGCGUUGUUUCCGGACAGUGCGGGGCUGGACGACAUUCCCCUUUCCAAGUGCACGCGGGCGGUCGAGCUGCUCGCGUCGGAGCUGCUGUCUGCGUCUGCCAAGCUCACAGGCACGCACCAAUCCGUGGGCAGUUUGCUGCGGUCAAUCGAGGAGAAGAUGGCCGACGUAGCGGAAGUUUCGCCUUUCCUGCGCGAUUCCGGCGCGGAGCCGCCCGGGUGCGCCGACAGCAGGGCGCCGGAGGGCGCCGCGAGCCAGCGCGACGCCGAGGCGAACGCGAUGGACUUCUCGAGGUACAGGACGCGCAUGGUCGCGCUCGAGAUCGCAUACGUCGGCUGGGACUACCACGGCUACGCGUCCCAGGCAACCGUGCCGAACACGGUGGAAGGGCGCCUGUUCGAGGCGAUGUGCCGCACCAAGCUGAUUCCUCCCGGCCUGGAUCCGCACGCGUCGUUGAACUACUCCAGGUGCGGCCGGACCGACAUCGGCGUCAGCGCCGCGUCGCAGAUCGUCGCCAUUCGCCUGCGCUCGAAGGCCCCGGCCCUCCCAGCCCCCGACGCCACCAUGGCAGACCCAGCGCAGCCGCAUCCCACUGCGGGCGGACACCGGGGCGACCCGCCGCCACUGCCCCCCGCCGAAGAGAUCGACUACACCGCCGUGCUCAACCGCGCGCUGCCCGCGGACAUCCAGAUCCUCGGUUGGGCUGACGUACCUGCGGACUUUAGCGCGCGGUUCAAUUGCACCGCGCGCGAGUACCGCUACUACCUGCCGCCGCCGGCAGACGGCGCGUCGCGCGACCUCGCGGCGAUGCGCACCGCGGCGGCCGCGCUGCAGGGCGCGCACGACUUCCGCAACUUUUGCAAGAAGGACCCGAACGCGGCGUCGUACGAGCGGACGAUCAUGGCGUCGCGCGUCGAGGAGGCGCGGGACGCCGGCGCCGGGGCUGCGAUGUUCCACGUGCGUGGCUCCGCGUUCCUGUACCACCAGGUCCGGUGCAUGGUCGCCGUCCUGGGCCUCGUGGGUGCGCGGCUGGAAGAGCCAGAGGUUGUCAAGUCACUUUUGGAUAUCGAAUACAUAUCUGCGAAGCCACAGUACGCCAUGGCGCGCGAGGACCACCUCCUCCUGAGCGCCUGCGACUACGCCGCGGCCCCGACCGUCCCGGGCCAGGUGUCGGCAGGUUUCGAGCUCUCGUUCCACAGGAGUUCCAAGGAGCUUUCCGCGACGGCGGGGCGCUUCCGGGCCAUCGCGGAGGGUCUGGCGGGCCGGCUCAUGCUGCUGCGAGGCCUGGUGGAGAUCGUCGAGGCGCGCGCGGACGGCGUCGAGGACCCGGGGGGGGAGUCGGGGAAGAGGGGUGCGCAACACAUACCCCUGCUGUCACGUGCGCGGGAGCCGCCGGUCCGGAUCGCUCCGAAGGCGCCCGCGCACAGGUAG